Molecule: messenger RNA, 6308 nt
Organism: Sarcophilus harrisii (Tasmanian devil)
Lineage: Eukaryota; Metazoa; Chordata; Mammalia; Dasyuromorphia; Dasyuridae
Gene: SCRT1
Product: scratch family transcriptional repressor 1
Exons: 3
Coding region: 342-1424 (360 amino acids)
Biological process (GO): regulation of DNA-templated transcription
Molecular function (GO): DNA-binding transcription factor activity, RNA polymerase II-specific; RNA polymerase II cis-regulatory region sequence-specific DNA binding
Source: RefSeq, a predicted model, not a curated record
GGAGAAAGGGGAGGAAGGAAGGAGGGGGAAAGAAGGAGAGAAGGAGGAGGAGAGAAGGAGAGGAGAGAAGUAGUAGGAGGAGGAGAGAAAGAGGAGGAGGAGGAGAGGAGGAGGCGGCGGCGCGCGCCACGGCGGCCUGGCGAGGAGCUGAGGCCGAAGAGAGCCACUGGACGCUGUGUAAGAAGACGAGCCCCCCAGCUCUGCCUGGCCCUCGGCCACCGCCCCGCGGAUGGUGAGGGGGAUCCGCGGCGGCCGCAGCCCCCUCGCGCCCGGCCCAGGCCCUAGCCCGGGCCGCCCUCCUUCCUCUGGCCCCGCAGAGGCCCCACAGCCCCGCAGGAACCAUGCCCAGAUCUUUCCUGGUCAAAAAGGUCAAACUUGAUGCGUUCUCCUCUUCUGACUUGGAGGGCCCUUAUGGCCGGGCACGGAGCGACCUCGGAACCCGGCUGCCAGAGAAAGCAGGAUACCUCAGUGACUACAUCGCCCCCCCCGUGUACGAUGCCGCAGACUCGGAUGCAUCCCUGCUCAAGGGCCCGUCCCAGGAGCCCAUGUACGCAUCGGCCGUCCGCGGAGAGCUGGGCCCGCCCGCUGCUUCGGCCCCACCGCCCACCCCGCGCCCGGAGCUGGCCACGGCGGCAGGAGGCUACAUCAACGGCGAUGCGGCGGUCAGCGAGGGGUACGCUGCAGACUCCUUUUUCAUUACCGACGGGCGAUCUCGCCGUAAGGGCGCCAGCGCAGCCUCGGCCCAAGGCGGACCCGACGGCAGUAGCGGUGCAGGAGCAGGAGGAGGAGCCGGGAGUGGGGCGGGGUCUGGGGGGCGGGGUCAACAGGCGGGCGGGGCGGGGCCGGGGUCCGAGGCGCGCUCUGGCCGGCACGCGUGCAGCGACUGCGGCAAGACGUACGCCACGUCGUCUAAUCUGAGCCGGCACAAGCAGACGCACCGCAGCCUGGACAGCAAGUUGGCGCGCCGCUGUCCCACGUGCGGCAAGGUGUACGUGUCCAUGCCAGCCAUGGCUAUGCACCUGCUCACGCACGAUCUGCGCCACAAGUGCGGCGUGUGCGGCAAGGCCUUCUCCCGGCCCUGGCUGUUGCAGGGCCACAUGCGCUCGCACACUGGUGAGAAGCCCUUCGGCUGCGCGCACUGCGGUAAAGCGUUCGCUGACCGCUCUAACUUGCGCGCACACAUGCAAACGCACUCGGCCUUUAAGCACUUCCAGUGCAAGCGCUGCCACAAGGCCUUCGCCCUCAAGUCCUAUCUCAACAAACACUACGAGUCCGCCUGCUUUAAGGGCGGCAGCAACGGAGGGGGAGCUGCGGAGGGAAGUGGGGGAGGGACCGUCAGCCCCCCGACUACGCCCGGCCCCGCCCCCCCCUCGGCGUCCUCCUCAGUGCACGGCCCGCCUCCUCUCAGCCCGCUUAGGGCCUGAGGAGGGCGUUCCCGGAGCUCCAUCCUCCCUUCAUCCCUCCGGCAGCAAUAGGGUUCUGGGAGGGGAGAGCCGGGGUCCUCACCCGUCCUCUCCGCAAUAGGGCUCCCCUCCCUUGGGAAGAGGAAGGCGGUGUAUCCUCGGAUCCUUUCCAGGCAUCUGGCUGGAAGGCAUUGGGAGGAGAGAGGUGUUCCCAACUGAUCAGCAAUAGGGUCCCCGGAAAAGAUGGCCUCCGUUCUGGCCCCCUUUUCUGGGCCCCAGGCUAGGGAGGGAGCACUCUCCACUAUUCAGCAAUAGGGUCCCCGAGGAAGGGAAAGGUGGCCUUGCCCCUGUCCCAGCUUCUGGACCCCAGGCUGGGGAGGGCGCACUUCCCCUCAAGGCAACCUCUUCUCGUCUUCAUGUCUGUCUCCCCUCUUUGGGGCCCUUGACUGGGGAAGGGGGACCCCCCCCAAGGCGACCUCUUUCCUCUCCCCCCCCCCACUUUGGGGAAAAUGGGUGAGGAGGAUUUUGUCCCUACUACUCAGCAAUAGGGUCUCCUGGGAAGGUGAAGGCAAAGUCUCUGUUCCCCCCACUUUAGGACCCCGGGUAGGAAAAGGGUGCCUCCCUCCCCGUAUCUUCUCAAUGAUAGGGCCAUAGGGAAGGCGGCUUGCCUUGAUCUCAACUAGCUUCCCCUUUCGAGACCUGGGCUGGAGAAAGGGAGCCCCUCAUUACUCAGCAACAGGGUCCCGAUAGGUGACCUCCCCUCCCUUCUGUCCUCAUUGUAGAGCAGACUAGGGAUGGGACCUGGGUAAGAGGCGUACCCAUCAUUCAGCAACAGGGUUUCCCUGGAAAGGUCCUGGCCUGUCUCCUAAAAGAAGCCCCAAGCUGGGUAAUGGAUGUGGGUGUCCCUCACUUCUUUCGGCAAUAGGGUCGCCCAGGGAAGCCCCUCUUGUCUGAAGGACCCCCAGGCUGGGGAAGUGUCACCCCCACCUCAGUGAUAGGGUCUUGGAGACAGCCCUUCCCCCAGCCACCUUAGGCCUUUACUGGCUGACGGGGAUAAAAGGAUACUGGGUUUGGUGCCGCCGUCCACCUCUUUUAAGCAAUAGGCUACCGAGGCGGCGGCGCCAUGCCUCUUGCCCUCUCCAAUAAGGACCCCUCACAGGCUGGGGACUAGGGACAUCCCAUCCCACCAUCUUAUUUCCCAGCAAUAGGGUCAAAGGGCCCUAUCCUCCCUCGGGGCCUUGCAUAGCUGGAGGAGGGGAGUGGCGGCUCCUUCUAGGGUCACAGGACCUUUCGGGUUUCCCAGUCCCUGGGUUCCUUAAGGCUGAAUACCCAGGGACCGGCCCCCUCUGCCUGCAGGCUCUGGGAGGAUUGCAGGACCCUGGAGAAAGCCUCCCCUUUGGUGGAGCCCCAGGGAGAAAGAGGGACAGGCAAGAGGGCAAUCUCCCCACAGUUCUCUAGGGAUUGGGGGAGGGGAGAUGAGGACUGGGAAGCCCCCUCCCCUCAUCUCCCUAGCUCAGACCUGGAAGGGGUCAGUUCGGACCCCGUCCUCCCUUUCCUCCACCUCAGCCCUGCCUCCGCCCACCAAAUCCGAACUCUUCCGGCCCAGCUACCUGGGUCCCCCGUCCCUGCUCCCCAUAACGAAUAAUAAUGACGCAUAUCGGAUCGCAUGGACUUAUCCGACCUUCCCCAGCCCUAGGUUCCUCCCACCCCUUCCAGCCCCAAUCCCCAAGGCAUUAAAUGUCCCUGGGGGAGGCGGGGCAAAUUGUAAUAGUGACGCUCACCUCGCCCACACCCCCCGCCCCCAUCACCUCUCAGUAUUCGCCUUGCGGGUAAAGCCCUGGGGGUUCAGGGGGGCGUCUCUUGCGCGUCGGGUUAAUUUAUUUGUUAUUUAUGUUUGUUGAUGAAUGGAUUGCACUCGGGUCGGGCAGUCCCGGCCCACGCCCUGGGCUUUUCUAAGAGAAAGUUCCUGCAAGAACUUUCUCGCCCCCACCUCCUAAGAUAGACACCCCCCCGCCCCGCCCCCCCCGCCUCCUCGGAGCUCCGCCCCUCUGGCAGCUCUUUCCCCCCACAUGCACUCUCUCGUCACCGGAGCUCCGCCCCUCCUAGAAGUCCUCCCCACACGCUCCACUCCUUCCCAGGCCUCAACUUUCAUCUCGGAGUUCCGUCCGUCAGCCCCGUCCCUCCUCGGAGCUCCACCUUCACCUCCUUACAUAGAUUUCUCCCACCCCACUCCACCCCCAGUAACUUCAUUCACGCCCCACCUUCCCCACCUCCCACUCAGUUGCCAAUUUUCGCCCGUCUAUGCCAAAGCCUCGGCGGCGACCCCGCCCCCCAGGGCCCCACCCCAUUGGCCGCCGCCGUUGUGACGUCACUGCAUGCAGCCCCGCCCUCCCUUCCUCGGGGCUGCCCCGCCCCUUGCUCCUCUCUCUCCCUUCCUUCUUCCUUCCCCUCCCCUUUUCCUCCCCUUAGAUAGUCCGAUACCGACUAUAGAGCAAUAAUGCGCACUGCAUGCGAAGCUGCCGCCGCCUCUAGUGUUACAGAGAAUCAGUCAGAAUAUCGGGACACAAACAGUAAUGGUCAGAAAGAGGUUUGAAAAACUCAAGGGGCAGGGAGGAAUCCACUCCUUCCUGUGAAAGGGAGGCAGAAAGAUGGGAAAGAAUCCCGAAGAGAUGAAAGGAGGAGAUGGCUUGGCAACAGCUUUCCUACUCUACGCAGAGCACCCAAGGGGCACUGUAGUGUGUAAUAGAAUGAGUACAGCAAAUCAGGAGAAUGGGGCUGGCUGCACUCCUAUUCUUGUCAGUCCUGGGUAUGACCUUGAGCAACUGGGCUUCCAUUUUCUCCUUUACAAAGGGAAGAGAUUGUACUAGAUGGUGUAAAAGGACCCUUCUAGCUCUGAUGUUCAGUGAUCCUUUGAUCCUAGAUCCAGAUAGAGGACAAGGAUUCUUUUUUCAGUAAUGGAUUGGACUAGAUGGUUAUUGAGGUCCCUUCCAGGCCUGAAAUUCUAUAAUGAUGUGACACUGAGCUAUAUGGAGACCCAGGGAAGACAGACACAGAGGUACGCAGAGACAUAGAGACAGGAGAGAAAAACACAUAGAAAAAGAGAAACAGAGAUUCAGAAACAGAAUUGAAUAUUAAUACAGACUUAAUCCCCUCACACACACACCCCAUUACAUACAUAGCCAUCACCCCAACUUAUUUGAGAGAUGAGGUUUCCAACUCUAGGAACCCCAGAAGGAGGGUUUGGGGGAGUGCAGGGACCUCCGCUCCUCUGCCUUAGGUUCACCCAUCAUUCCAUGAUACACCCAGGGACACAAUUGUAUAGCAGAACACAAUCACAACAUUUUCUCCCCUCACACACACCCCAUCAUAACCCUCUCCGCCAAUUACUACCAUAUACAUAGGCACAGAUAUAUGGUAAUGGAUACACAUACACAUUCAUUCAUUUACUCAACUGGUGCUUGGCUCCAGAGGGCAGAAUUAGGAGCAAAGGGGUUGCAAUCAUAGAAUGGCAGAUUUCCCUUUGAAAGGAGGAAAAAGACAUUUCUAAAGAUUAGAACUGUCCUAAGGAGAGUGGCUGCCUUGUGAAAACUGAAUUCCCUAUUACUGAAGGUCUUCAAAUGGAGUUUGCCCAGAGAUAAUCUAGAGGGGAUUUCAGCUCAAGUUCAGGCUGGGCUAAUCAAAGCUGCUGUUUCUAGAACUUUGUGGUUUACAAAGUACUUGACAUACAUACAUUGUCUUACUUGUUUUUCCACAAUAACCUUGUGGAGUAGGUACUGAAAGUGUUGUACUAGUUCUACAGGUAAAGAAACUCACACAGCUAGUAAGUGCUGGAGGUGGGAUUCACGAGAUCACCUCCUUCAAGGUCCACUGUUCACUUCACUCCAUUUACUGCUCACUCAGCUCCAAGAUUUUAUUAUCUUCAUAAAACACCCCACAGAGCCUAAGCCUGCAUUAGCUGCUAAAGGAGACAUAAAAAGAAGCUAAGAUAUGGUCCUUGCCCUCAGGGAGCUUCCAAUCCCAUUCCAUCACAGUGAUAGAGCAAGGGGGCUACACACCCACUUUCCAUACCCAAGCACAGCCAGACAGCCUUCCAGCCAGUAUGACACCCAGACAAAUGACAAGUCUCACACAGGCACACCAAUGCAGUUGUACGCAGAGGAACACACACACACACACACACACACACGCCCAGGAACACACUACCACAGUCCCACAAACAUGGUUGUACACAACACACACACACACACACAUACACACACACACACAUGUCAAACCUCCCUGGGCCCCUCCCUACCUCCCCUGUGUUCCUCCUCUGUGCUUGCACACACAUGGUCUACCUACUUACCUAAGCAGUGAGCAGGUCUCACAGCCGCUGGGCCAGGCCGGGGGCCCCCUUUCCCCAAUGCCUUGCCCCGUGUCCUACCGUGGAAAGCCAUGGGUCCCACCUUCUCUUCCCUUCCCAAGUCCCCAUCUCUGAAUCAGCACAAUAUCCCACCUUAGCAAAUUCAGGUAGAAGGAACGUGUAUAGGUAGCACCUCUGUUUUUGUACUGACUGCAACAGGCCCCGGGGCCACCCAGCGUGAAUGGGAGAGCUAGGGCUGGGAGGGGACAGGGCAGCUGUGCCCUCCCCCUGUUCCCCUCUGCAGCACAUGACUCCCUUCCCUUCCCCUCUCCUUGUAUAUACUCCCUCUGCCCUGCCCCAACAGGCUGGGAUUUUUACGUGGGCCGUCCCCCUCUCCCCCUCCGCCUGACUCCUCCUCAUGCCCCGCUUUUGGGGCUGCGGCCCGGGGGGCUUGGGGCCGGCCGGACAGACGGACGGACGGACAGACCUCCUUCCUAAGCACAAUAGCACCAGCUCCCCGGAGCACCGCACCUCCAAGAGGAGAAUAAACGCGACUCUUGAUA